Paramisgurnus dabryanus is the source of this 1485-nucleotide messenger RNA. RefSeq names its product harbinger transposase derived 2 (gene harbi2). Lineage: Eukaryota; Metazoa; Chordata; Actinopteri; Cypriniformes; Cobitidae. The record is from RefSeq and is a predicted model, not a curated record.
GGUUGGCAAACACCAAUCAGAUCUCUCUCGCUCGCGCUGCAAUCAGGCUGGAAUAACCGAUUUCCGUUAAUGAGCAGCAGCAGGGAUAAAUCCCGCGUGAGAGGUAGGUGGGACUUUGAAAUCGACAAAUGAGAACGCCGAUGUGAGGAUUUAGCGAACAACACGUUCUUGAACAUCUUUGUUGGUUAUUGAACAACAUUCGUGUUAGUAUUAACCAUGUUUUAUAAUCAUCAAAGUGAUUAAAAGCGGUGUUAAAUAACGUUGUGAACCGCGGUUAACCUAACGUAAACAAAUAAGGCUAUGACUGUGAGCGAAUUGAGUUAUCCAUGGCUUCACCGUUUCUACCGAAUCCUAUAGAUAUCGGAGCUCAAAUUGUCCGAAGAGCUCUUCGCAGGGAAAGAGUUUUCAGAGAUAGACAAAAUCCACUGGCUUUCCCCGAUGAUUAUUUGUACAAGAGAUAUGGAUUUUCGGCUGAGGGAAUAGUGUACCUUUGUCGGCUUCUUGAGCAGCAUAUUAAAAAUCCAACGCGGCGGAGUCAUGCUAUAAGUGUACCUCAAAUGUUAUGCAUUGCUUUGCGUUUCUUCGCAAGCGGCACAUACUUGUAUGCGGUGGGUGACGCCGAGAAAAUCAGCAAGAUCACAGUCUGCCGCACUAUCCGCAGGGUGGUCCUGGCACUUCAGAGAUAUAUAAACACUUUUAUUGCGUUCCCUGGUCAUUUACCCACUGAUGCCAUAAAAGAGGGUUUCUAUAAAAUUGCCGGAUUUCCAGAAGUUAUUGGAGCAAUCGGUUGCACACACAUUGCAAUCUCUAGGCCGGCAAAGGAAAUUGAGGCUAACUAUAUGAACAGAAAGUUUACUCACAGCAUCAAUGUUCAGAUGACUUGUGACCAUCAAUAUAUGAUUACAAGCUUGGAUGCCAGAUGGCCUGGAUCAGUCCAUGAUUCCCAAAUUUUCCGCAACUCAGUUUUGUAUCGCCGCUUUCAGGAUGGUAUGGUAAAACCUCACCAAAUACUAAUGGACUGUAUGAAACACCUUUAUUUAUUUACUUUUUGUCUGUUGACAGGGCUGUAUGAUGGCAUAUUGGUGGGAGACGGAGGAUAUGCUUGUCAAAGCAGUUUGAUGACUCCCUAUCAAAACCCAGAAACACAACCACAGCAUGACUUUAACGUGGCUCUCAGUCAAACAAGCCUUGUGAUUAAAAGGACUUUUAGCGUUUUAAAGGCACGCUUUAGUUGUCUUCAUGACCUAAGGGUAUCACCAGAACGGGCAUCGCAGAUAGUAGGUGCAUGUGCUGUGCUCCACAACAUAGCCACUAUAAGAAAGGAGCGAGUGCCACAGGAAUACCAUGAACCUGCUGAUGAUGUGGUUGACCCCAUAAGCCGGGAACAUCCAGCUGGCAGAGCUGUGCGAGAUGACAUUACUGCCCAGUAUUUCAGUUAAAACUCUAUAAAAGCACAUUGGAACGCCAUAUAUGAAUCAAGAUAAA